AAAUUAUCGCUCUUGGAAUGGCAGCCACAAUUGCAGUUGCUACCACUCUUGUUGCCUCCUUGACUGAUGAUCUGACUAAUGCACAAACGAAAUGUUCUCAAGCGACUGUCAAGCGUGACAACGCCCUCACGGUACAUCAGACAGCACAAGCAAAGAAAGUGCAAGCCCACGCAACUCUUGAUGAACAGAAGGGAAUAUUGCAAACGGUCACAGAGACGUGGGAACGGCAGGUAGAAGUGACGGAUGCGGCUAAACAAGCAGUUGAACGUCAAACGAAUGUCGUCCAGACAGCAACUACCAAUCAUGCUAAUGUUGAACGGCAACUAGCCAAAGCGAAACAGCAACAGAUAGCGAAAACCAAGGAAGUAUACGAAGCCGAAACUCAACUGAACAAACAAACGGCACAAGUGGAACAGUUGAGGAUCGAAGUAGUUAAUCUGCAGGAAAGGCAGAAACAAACUCAACAAGCAUUUACCAGAGCAGAGGAAGUAGUGAGAGAAGCUAACAUAAGACGUGAGAGGGCUGGCAUAAAUGUCGAGACAUUGAACACGCAACUUACAGCCAAACAACAAGCUAUUCAAACGACAGAAAAGGCAGUUGAUCAGAAACAACAACAAGUCCGAGCAAUACAGGCUGAGCAUGCCAUCAAGCGAGAGAAUGCACAAGUAGCCACAAAUAAGGUGAAUAUAAUCCAGCAAGAUCUGGACUUGGCAGGCAAAACUAAAGAAGACUUAGACAAACAGAUUAAAGCACAAACUGACAAGCUUGAAAUCGAACGCAAAAAAAGCGAAGAUUUCAAAACGGAACAUCAACAACUCAAAGGAAGACUUAAUGUGGCAAAGCAGCAACAAGAACAACUUGGAAAACAAAUUCAAAAUUUCAAAAAUGAACUGAAUACUCAAAAUGAAGCGAUGAUGGAAAAAGGAAUUGGAGUAGACAGAGUCGUAGCUGCUCUGGAAAUUAAGAAACAUCAGAGAACUCAAAUCGAAAUACAACGCAAUGAAUGUGUUGCUCAUGAUCAACGGGUGCAAACACAAAUUUCUGAUCAUGUAAAAGCUUUACAAGAAAACAAAACGCAUAUGGAUCAGGCGGAACAGAAUAAGCGUCAACAAGAAGGCGCCAAACUGGUAGUCGAAAAUCGAACAACAGAAACCCAGCAACAUCUCGAUCAAAGUCGCAAUCGAUUUCAGCAAGUGACCAAUAGUAUUGAUGUGACGGAAACGGAUUAUAAUGAAAAACGUAGUCGACAUACCCAACUUACUACUGAUGUUGAACAACGUCAAAAGAUGAAGGAAAGUUUGGAGAGCCGUACUCAAGACAUACACAAUGAAUGGGUAUCUAAGCAACUAUGGAUUACAAGUGCCACCAAAAAUGUCAUUGAAUUGCGCGAAAAUAUCGGUAAUAUUAAAUUA
Messenger RNA from Didymodactylos carnosus, 1412 nucleotides. The record is from the annotation of a GenBank genome assembly. NCBI's taxonomy places the organism in Eukaryota, Metazoa, Rotifera, Eurotatoria, Philodinida, Philodinidae.